Messenger RNA from Anopheles maculipalpis, 1107 nucleotides. Its product is annotated as zinc finger protein 425-like. Gene Ontology annotation, molecular function: DNA-binding transcription factor activity, RNA polymerase II-specific; RNA polymerase II transcription regulatory region sequence-specific DNA binding. The transcript has a single exon. Gene Ontology annotation, cellular component: nucleus. NCBI's taxonomy places the organism in Eukaryota, Metazoa, Arthropoda, Insecta, Diptera, Culicidae. Gene Ontology annotation, biological process: regulation of transcription by RNA polymerase II. Bases 1 to 1107 code for a protein of 368 amino acids. The record is from RefSeq and is a predicted model, not a curated record.
AUGGCGAGCUCCCGAAUUGGCGGUCGCAAACGUGAGACGUUGAAAAGCAAAACAAUAGACUCUAUAAACGCCAGUAAAGCUUUAGACGAAUCAUCGGAUGUUGAAAUAUUAUAUCCUCCUCCUCAAGUCAAACUAGAACCACAUUACGAAGAUAUCACGAUCGAAACAACUACAGCUGAUGAUCUUGCUGAUUCCAUUAAGACAGAAGAAUACACUAUUACAGAGUACACUGAUACAGCAAAUGAUGAAGAAAACUAUGCCAACACCGCAGACAAAGCUUCCCCGGGCACGCUCAUCGACAACUCAUCGGACGAAGUAAGCUCAGAUACUGAAGAAACUUCUGCCAUCAAAUCUCAACCAAGUUCAAAGGCUGUCGCAUCGAUCGCGUGCGAUCAGUGUGAGCGAUCGUUUGUGACACGGGUACAGCUAAAAAACCAUAUGCGUAUGCACAAAAUAAGCGAGUGCCCAAUAUGCAAGAAAUCGUUAAAAAGAGCCUCCUUCAAGGUACAUCUGGCCGCACACGAAGCCAAGUUCCGGUGUGACAUCUGUGAAGCUCCGUUCGGCAGUUUUAACAGCUUGCAAUCGCACAAGGAUCUACGCCACGCGACCAAAACACAAUCGGGCGAUGAAACGUUUUCCUGCAGUAUGUGCGAUCGAAAGUUUACUAACAAAACGCAACUAUCGUGCCAUCGUAAGCAGCACAAACGCCGGCAAUGUCCGAUUUGUAUGCAGCAGGUACCGAGUAUGAUUCUGCAAGGACACAUUGCCAUCCAUCAGCAGGCACACUAUUGCGAUCUUUGCAAUCGAUCGUUCGCAUCGGCCAGUAUUUUAACGCGCCAUAAAAGGGUGAAACAUUCGACGGUGAAGCAGUCGGUAUUGGUGUGCGAACAGUGUGGUCUUGCCUAUCCCAGUGCGGCCAAGCUGCACAAUCAUCGCAAGAUGCACCAGCGGAAAGAGUGUCCUAUUUGUAAGAAAACAUUUCGGCCUAACAAGAUUAAGGAACAUCUGGCAUCGCAUAAUGGUGCGUUCCGUUGUGAUAGUUGCCGUAAAUCAUUUACCACCAAGUACUGCUUGAAUAGGCACAGCCGCCGUCACAGUACUGUCUAG